This is a messenger RNA of Argentina anserina (silverweed cinquefoil), 325 nucleotides long. Its product is annotated as 60S ribosomal protein L18a-like protein. The transcript has 3 exons. Bases 1 to 285 code for a protein of 94 amino acids. The record is from RefSeq and is a predicted model, not a curated record. Lineage: Eukaryota; Viridiplantae; Streptophyta; Magnoliopsida; Rosales; Rosaceae.
AUGGUGAAACUCGAAGUUGAUGGAGGAGGAGAGUCGGCUUUGGUAGAGGAUAGAUGCUCUGAUGGGGUGUAUGAUAAGCCUCUUCCAUGCUUUGGUUGUGGCAUUGGAUGGUUCUCAUUUCUACUGGGAUUCGCUUUUCCUCCACUAUGGUACUAUGCAACAGUUCUUUACAUUGGGAAUUUUGUGAAAGACCCUAGAGAGAGGCCUGGCCUAGCAGCAUCUGCAAUCGCAGCUUUAAUUUGCUCAGUCCUCUUGGUUGUCCUGCUAGCUUCAGUAUUCUGUUAGCAACCUGUGGCGAGUUUCUUCAAGAAAUGCAGACAAUAUC